UUUAAAUACCUCUCACCAUUACUCCAACAUUAAUACCAACGAUAUCCUCUAAUUCUCUCUCUAAUAAAUUCCAAAUUUUUAGUUGCUCAAAAGGGAAACAAUGAAGCAAUUAAGCACAAGUAUAACCACUAGCCCAAGUUGUUCUAAGCACAAUAUGCAUAGAGAUUCACAUACAAUAUCCAAAUUGAAGCCGAAAAUACGAAUAAUUCAUAUAAUAGCACCAGAGAUCAUCAAAACAGACGUAGAGAAUUUUCGCGAUCUUGUACAAAGGCUGACGGGGAAGAAUGCUGCACAAGUCAAAGGGAAAAGGGUGAAAAAAGAGAGGAAGAAGAUAGACAUAGAAUCAUCACCACAACAAGAUGAUCAAUACAUUAUGAUGAACAUGUUGCAAGAUACUACUACUACAAAUUAUAGGAUGAAAGAGGAAGAAAGUAGUACUAGUGAAGGUAUAUAUGGAAGUGUUGAAAAUUCAUCAAAUGGAUUUUUGAGUGGUUUUGGAUCAAUGGAGGGAUUUAUUCAAGACUUAGGUGAAUAUCCUCUAUUUCCUAAUUUCAAGUCUACUCAAAUUAAUAUGUUUGGUGAGAUGCCCCUUUGCUAGAGAUCAAAAAAUAUUUUGUUCUGUAUAAUUUUAACUGUUCAAUAUAGUGUGUGUGGGGGUGGGGGGAUUGGGUGACCAUGAUAACUUCUUGUUUAUACCUUUUUUUUUUUUUUUUCUAUUUUUUUGGUUGGGUUUGGAGUGGUGAGGAAGAGGGCAGAUGUUGAUUGACUUCGUUUUUGUUCAUUUGUAGAGAAGAUUCAUACUUGUGAAUAUAAUGUUUUAUUCAA
Molecule: messenger RNA, 825 nt
Organism: Capsicum annuum
Lineage: Eukaryota; Viridiplantae; Streptophyta; Magnoliopsida; Solanales; Solanaceae
Product: VQ motif-containing protein 25-like
Exons: 1
Coding region: 101-598 (165 amino acids)
Cellular component (GO): nucleus
Source: RefSeq, a predicted model, not a curated record